This is a messenger RNA of Odontomachus brunneus, 1779 nucleotides long. RefSeq names its product deoxynucleoside kinase-like. NCBI's taxonomy places the organism in Eukaryota, Metazoa, Arthropoda, Insecta, Hymenoptera, Formicidae. The record is from RefSeq and is a predicted model, not a curated record. The transcript is spliced from 4 exons. Gene Ontology annotation, cellular component: cytoplasm; mitochondrion. Bases 543 to 1244 code for a protein of 233 amino acids. Gene Ontology annotation, biological process: nucleobase-containing compound metabolic process. Gene Ontology annotation, molecular function: deoxynucleoside kinase activity; ATP binding.
UGACGGAAAGGUCUUCCAUUUUGACGACGCGACACCCGCACACUCGAGUCGUGACUCCGAGCUGUAUUUUAUUUACUGACGGACACAUGUAUUGGGCAAUUGUAGAUAUAAGGAUAAAGAAACCGGUGUACAAUAUUUAAAUUGAAUAUUGUAAAAUUAAUUAAUAGAAAUAAUUGAUUUCAUGUCGUUUAACCGGCAGUUGUGAUGCAGAAAUACAACUUGAGACUGUUUACACCGAAAUCAAUGGGACAACAGUGAUGUCAGUGUGUUGUGCAGUUUUGGCGGGAAAGCACCGUCUACGUUACACGUGUAGAUCAACGGCGUGUUGGUCAUUUGUCGCAGUACGUUGGCAUCAGUCGUAUUUACGAAAUAUGUUGCUCGGGGAGUUUUAAUGUUAAAUGUGAAAAAUACAACAGCAAAUAUAAGAAGCAACAAUAACGUCAAGAAAUUAAUCACACGUGCGCCUGCAUACAUCGACAGCGGACUUGAUCAUCAUCAAAAUAACUGCUACAGGAAGAGUCUGUCGCAUUUGCAUAAAAAAAAUGACUUCGCUGCAGAAACUUUAUAAAAAUCCAUUUACGAUCUGCAUUGAGGGCAAUAUUGGAAGUGGCAAGACGACAUUUCUGCAACAGUUUCAAGAAUUUAACAGAGCUACGAUUUUGCCAGAACCAGUAAAUUUGUGGCGCAAUGUGGGAGGAGUGAAUUUACUGGAUCUUCUGUACAAGAACUCGGAAAGGUAUUCAUUCCUAUUUCAAUCUUAUGCUCAAGUAACCAGGUUAGAGUUACAUACUAUGAGCACACUAACGCCUUACAAAGUCAUGGAAAGAUCAAUAUUUAGUACAAGGUGCUUUCUAGAGAACAUGAAACUUACAAAUACGAUAUCCAAUAUGGAGGCUACAAUUCUGGAAAAUUGGUACAAUUGGAGCGUAGAAAAUGCUAAUAUCAAAGUGGACUUGAUGGUGUAUCUGAGGACAACGCCAGAGGUCGUGUAUCAAAGAAUGCAAGCACGCGCACGGAAAGAAGAGGAAUCCGUGCCACUAGAGUACUUGAGACAAAUUCACGAAAUUCACGAGGGCUGGCUCUACAAACGAACCUUAUUCUCUUUACCGGCGCCAGUCAUGAUUAUAGACGGUGACAAAAGUCUCGAAGAAAUGGUGCCGCAAUUCGAGAAAUGCAAAGAUCGAAUACUUAAGGAGAAAAUCGACAGCGCACCAGAUACUAGAUUAGUUGUACAACAAACAUAAUGUAAAUAGAAAAAUAAUGUAAAGAACAUGACACGAUCUAAACGCAUCGUGUCAUAAUUGUUUUAUGGUCUACUGUGUCAAAAGUAAUGUUAAAGCAAAACUGUGACUUACCCUCAGAAACUGCGAUGAUAUUAUGUUCCGGGAAGGUUGGUUCAUUGUCAUUGACAUCGAUCACUCGUAUGCUCAAUGCAGCCGUGCCAGUUAAUUGAGGAUUCCCUUGAUCGGUUGCGAUGAUAGUUAGCCUGUACUUUUCGCGAAUCUCACGAUCGAGGACUAUAUUAGUCCGUACGACUCCACUAUAUGGUGGACUUAUAGUGAAGGCAUUGUCUGGAUUGCCGUCUACAAUAUGAUACAGGAUCCUGCUGUUCAUCCCUUGAUCGGCGUCACUUGCUGAAAGCUGAAAUAGAGAAUAUGGAUGGUACAGCUGAUGCAUAAUACAAUGUAUAAUAUUUUAAGUAGAUCAAUGUAACUAAUUAUUUUUAUAUCUAUACCUUUUUGACGUUAUACAGAAAAUAAACUAAACUUUUACAUUUUC